CAGAAGACCAGAGCUGGGAGGCUCAGCUUACAGGGCAGGUAUAAAUAGCCAGCGCCUACCAAGGAAAGGCUAGUUUGCCUGGAGAUCCUGGAACCCUAGAGGACGCAACCGCCAUGUUUCUCCUCCCUCUCUCUGUGCUGGUCCUGCUCACACGGCCCUCAAGGUCACUGGGAGCAGAAAUGAAGACCUAUUCCCAGAGAACAGUGACCAACGCCUGCACCCUGGUCAUGUGUAGCCCCAUGGAGAGUGGCCUGCCUGGUCGUGAUGGACGGGACGGGAGAGAGGGCCCCCGGGGCGAGAAGGGGGAUCCAGGUCUGCCAGGAGCUGUAGGACGAGCAGGAAUGCUUGGACCACCUGGACCAGUUGGGCCCAAAGGGGACAAUGGGUCUGUUGGAGAACCUGGACCCAAAGGAGACGCUGGACCACGUGGACUUCCAGGACCUCAAGGUUCUCCAGGUCCAGCUGGAAAAGAGGGUCCUGCAGGGAGGCAGGGGAACAUGGGACCUCAAGGAAAACCAGGCCCAAAAGGAGAGGCUGGGCCCAAAGGAGAAGUGGGUGCCCCAGGCAUGCAGGGCUCUGCGGGGACAAGAGGCCCCAUGGGUCCUAAAGGAGACAGGGGAGCCGCUGGCCAGCCGGGAGCCCCUGGCAGUGCUGGGACAGCAGGGUCUGCUGGAGCUGUGGGUCCACAGGGACCUCCAGGUGCCAGGGGCCCCCCAGGACUGAUGGGGGAGAGAGGUGUCCCUGGGGACAAAGGAGCAAAGGGAGAGAGUGGGCUUCCAGAUGUCACUGCUCUGAGGCGGCAGGUGGAGGCCUUACAAAGACAGGUACAACAACUCCAGGAUGCCUUCUCUCAGUAUAAGAAAGCUGAGCUCUUCCCCGAUGGCCGAAGGGUUGGGGAGAAGAUCUUCAAGACGGGAGGCUUUGAGAAAUCUUUUGAGGAGGCACAGCAGGUGUGCACACAGGCCGGGGGGCAGCUGGCCUCCCCACGCUCGGCCGCUGAGAACGAGGCCCUGCAGCAGCUGGUGACAGCUCAGAACAAGAUCGCCUUCCUGAGCAUGACCGACGCCACGACAGAGGGCAAGUUCACCUACCCCACGGGGGAGACCCUGGUCUAUUCCAACUGGGCCCCGGGGGAGCCCAACAACAACGGAGGGGCCGAGAACUGCGUGGAGAUCCUCACCAACGGCAAGUGGAACGACAAGAACUGCAAGGAGCAGCGCCUUGUGAUCUGCGAGUUCUGAGCCACGGGGUGGGGGCGGGGGAGGCAGUGCUGGCCCGGAGCCUGGCCGGUGAGGCAGGGCCCAGGCCCGUGUGCUGCCAACAGGCCAAUAAAAGAUGACACCUCUGCCGGCCAGGGCGUCUCCACAGAGCUGGGGGAGCAGGCAGGGCUGCUGCUGAACGCCCAUCUGGGAAUAAAGCACCAACCGGCGGCACACGGUGGGAGCCCUGGCAGAGGAGGGAAGGCCACCGCUUUCUCAGCUGCAGGGGUAAAAUCAGGUUCCCAAGACCUCCCUCCUGCAAAGCCCGAUGGCUCCUCGUCAGCCCUCCUCCCCCUGCCUCCGAGUCCGCUGACCCCUCUCCCCUCCCCCCUCUUCCUCUUUUGGCUUCCAGGACACCACUCUGGCUGGCUUUUAUCUCAUCCUUACAGCUGCUCCUUAGCAGCCUCUUUUGUGGCUCCUCAUCCUCCUCUUGGCCACUUAAUGGCCAGCGCUGGACCCUCAGAUCUCGGUUCUCUUCUCUCCCUGUGCUCCCUAAGGGUGAGCUCAUCUGUCCCAUGGCUUCCAGUGCCUUCUGCUUACGGCUCCCCACGUGCACCCUUGUUCAGGACCUCUCCCUGAGCUACAGACUCCUGUAGCCACUGCAAUCUGGAGUACCCAGGGGGCUGGGAGGCCUCAGGGGCUGCCUCCUGCUUCAAGGCCUGAGCCCAGACAGCUGCACAGCAUAGCAGGAUGACCUGGCGGGAGCGUCCGCCCCCACCCCGCGCCCCCGACUGCAUGGCCUCACCCCCGUCGACUCCUCAUCCUCACACAGCCCAGGUCCUCCCUCCAUCUGUGUCAGUGUGACUGCCUCCUGGCUCAUGGGAGGGAGCACUGUCUGCAAAGUCCUAACUCCCUCUGAAACAUCAGGCACAGAUUCAUCUCAUGCCCAGGUUCAUCCCCAACCCUCCUGUGGCCUGGCAGUUCCAGAAGUUUCCUGCCCUACUCUGCCCCAGAGGUAGUCCAGUCAAAUCCUCCUCCUCCUUUGACGGAUAUGGGAACCAAGCACAGAGAGGGAGGGACUCGCACGGGGCCGCAGGCAUCUUCUACAGCUCCUCGGAAAACGGUCAUGGGACCUCAAAGCUUAUACUUUUGGCCUGUGAAUUUUUAGGCCAAAGGCCUCUUUAUGUUUAGCUGAUUUCAUUGACAGACUACGGCUAAGAUGAUUUAAAUGACACCAGUGCUUAAGAAAUUGGAAUGACACGUGGAUGAACCCUCCCCAGACAGGAAACCAAACGCUGUCUCUUUGCUCUCGGGGACCAGGGUGACUGCCCUUUCUGAUCCUGCCUGAACGGGACCCCCAAGACCCACCCCUCUUCCCAACACCCCUGCAGUCAUGCCUCAGGGAUCAAACAAAAGCCACAGCAUGCAGCUCAGGCUCUCUGAUAAGAUCUUCCUCCUGUUUCUUGGAAAAUCUCCAUUCCCCGGAAGCUUUUGAAACAGGUCAGUUAUACAACAAUGAGCAAACAACUUUCCAGAACAGGGGCUGCACCUGGACACGCUUGUUGAGGGAGCUUAGAAAGGCCUUUUUUUUUUUUUUUUUUUACUGCAAAUAAGAGACAGUAACUGAAUCUUGUUUAAGCCAGAGAGAGGCAUUUCUUCCAAGAACAGAGAGUUCUGAGUUGGCUCAAGACGGUCUCGGGGAGCACAGGCAGCAUCGUGCUUCCCCGCUGGCCUCUGUCUCUCUCUGUGCAUCCUCACUUUUUCCUCCUUUACCCACCAGCUUCCUCUGCUUGCGAGUGUCUCAACUGCCCAGCAUAGGGAAUCGUGUGUCACAGAGAUUGCCACCCAGAGAUCAGAGGCUCUCGCUUGACAUCAAUUCAAAACUCCCGUGGAAAUGAAUCUACCUGCCCCACAUGUCACCCUCUGGUCCAACCAAUUAAACCUGGGGCCUGGGAGGGACCACACUGUACAAUACACCCACUGGGACCCAGACAAGGUUGUGCUGGUCUGGGCAGACCCUCUCAACGUGGUCACUAUCCGCUCCAAUACUUAAGCCAAAGCCUAUUUCUUGACAAGAGGGAAGGAAAGAGUGGCAGAACUAUGUGACUCAGUAGGGAAAAAAAAAACCUCCUGCCAUGUUGAAGGCUGGGAAUGUGGAGAACCCAGACACCAGGAAGAAGCUUCUGGUCAACCUGCCCCGUGGGCCACAGGAGUCUGGUUUGCUCUUCGGCACAGAGAGCAAGUAAGGAGGUGUCAUUUGGCUCCGCAGGCACAGCCUGGGUAAGGGAGAGGACUGGGGCAGCUAUUUCAGAAAACGCAGGUCUACACCAUUCUACAGAGUAGGGGCCUCUCCUGUACUGACAUUCCUGGGCAGCAGUCAACACAGAUCUUAAGCCGUUUCAGCCCCACCCCAACCACAGUAGACAUGGUUCCUAGUCUAGUGACCUCGGUGCCAGAAGAAGCCAGGACUGUGACUCGUAUGUUCUCAGGAGCGUUACGACCCUCGCAAUGCCAAGUGACUUCCUGGGAGCAGGCUGGGACCCCUCCUGUCUGGAGGGGAGACGACCACAGCGGUUUCAUAAGGAAGCUCCUGCUCAGUUGAAUAGGACAUUCUCAAGUUGCCUGCUGGUUCUCAACCCUCCUGCCACCAAACCAGCCCACAUCUCAUAAUGAGCAGCAGUGGGGAGCCCUCUGGGGUUUGCUUCCCUAGGAUCCCAUCUUUGCCCUGAAUUCCCUUAUAUAGAACACGGACAACCGAGUCACUUAAGUUCAGGGCAUUCUCAAUGACUCUUACCUUCCGGAGGCCCUUAAUUCAACUUCAGUGCCAUGCUUGACCUUUCCAAGUCACCUGUCUUAAAUACAAGAGCAAAGAAGCCAGGUAUCUGGAGAUAAAAUAUUAAUUUAUAUGUCAAAUAUUUCCCAGGCACUGGAUGGACACAGCUGGUCAUGCCCUCACAGACGCUGUAGCCCUGUGUGUCUCUAACAUCAGAGAUAAGCUGUAGAAUGGUGCUCCAGCGAUGGGCAAUCGGGGUGCUCAGCAAGUAGACUUGGAAUGAGUGGAUGACUAUAAAACCUGUGAGCCGGGAGAAUAGAGGACAGCCAUCUCCUGGCGCGGUCACCAGGACACUCCUUAUAAUUGUUCAGUCUAAUUGUCUGUGACUAUUAGGCCUCUGUAUGACUAAGAGCUGGUAUCUUGUGAUCCAUUUCACUGUUAUUUGCCAACAUUUCAAUAAGAGAGGCCUGUGACGUGUCACCUCUGGGUGGAAGCGGAUGAGGGCCAGUGCACAUCUCGGAAAUGCCCUCUUUUCCGAUGCUAUGGUCAUCACAGAAGUGUUGGCAGAUAUAAAGUGGUACAAUCCAGCGAUCUGGAACCCUGAGUGAAAGUGUGGAAAGCAACGGCCUUUGGGGAUCCCCUGGAUCCACAUAGACCGUGAGCGGGAGCUGGGGGUCGUUAUACGUGGCCGGUCCCUACUGGGUACCUUGUGAACACUGACACAUUUGACCUCUGUUUAUUGAAGCAGUGUGGUCUCCCUCAGGCGGCCCAGCUCAGAGGGCUUUGAGCCACAGAGGGACUCACGAGGGCCCCGCCUGAGCAAAAUGGCACUUUUCAUAUUUAUUUAGUAAGUAGACAGAACAAAUGAAGUGAAUAAGUGCAGGAGCUGAGCAAAUGAAAUCCUUAAUUCCUACCUGUAAGUCCUUUGUAGGACUGAAUAAAGUGUUUUCAAGAUGUU
This is a messenger RNA of Equus quagga, 4930 nucleotides long. It is a transcript of the gene SFTPD, whose product is annotated as surfactant protein D. NCBI's taxonomy places the organism in Eukaryota, Metazoa, Chordata, Mammalia, Perissodactyla, Equidae. The record is from RefSeq and is a predicted model, not a curated record. The transcript is spliced from 8 exons. Bases 114 to 1241 code for a protein of 375 amino acids.